GUGUCUGGUGAGCUAAUGAAUAACCUUCUUUACAAACUAGUCCAUAAAUCCAUAAUCCCUAGAUAUUCAGGAUUACCUUAAAAAAAAAUAAGAACACUCCAAAAAUGUUCACCUCUGAGUCCUCGCGAUUUAAAAAAGUGGGAGAUAAUUAGCCAUAUUUUUUAAACUAUUUGAAGAAAUAACAAGCUUAUUUAGAUUGAGGCUUUGUUUGACAGUUGAAGCACAGGUGCGUGUUGACGUCGUCUGCUCUGUAAGGAGGAUUGAGCCCAGGGCAAGAGAGCAAUGACCUCAGAUUAACUCGCUCUCUGGAUCUCAUUAACAUCUACAACAACAUCAUAUAGGUGUAGCCUAUAUUCAUGUAAAAAGCUUGGCAAAAUUGUACUAGAUUUUUUUUUUUUCUCAUCUCAUCUGCAAUAUGAUUUACUGCACUUAGAAAAAGGGGAGCUGUAACUGGGGUGGUAACCUUUACACUUUAGGAGAAGCGAUGGGGUGUGGUGUCACAAAAAACAAUGCAUUCAAUAAAAGAUAUGACAAAGUAGCCACAACAAUGAAAGCAGCGGUGGUGAUCCAGCGCUGGUACAGACAGUAUGUGGCCCGCAAGGAAUUAAGACGCAGAUACACCUGGAACAUCUUCCAGUCCAUGGAGUAUGCAGACCUACAAGACCAGAUCAAAUUAUACAAUUUUCUCGGUUACCUGAUGGAUAACUUCACUCCAUCCAGCAGUGAACGAAGUCUGAUCUCACAUAUCUUCAGAGAAAACGAGGUUUGCCGAGAUGCAGAGUGGGAGAGAUAUUUCAACUACACCAAUAUUGAUGUGCCCGACAUCUACUCUGGCCCACGGCUAACUUUUCCUUUGGAUAUGGAUCAGGCUGCUGAUCUUGUAGAGGCCUUCAAAAACAAACAACAGCUUCACUCUCGUUACGUUCUUCAGCUUCUUCUGGAAACGUGGAAGCUACUCAGAGGAUUGCCAAACAUCAACCGAGUCUCUACAUGCCAUAGCAAAGAAAUAACUGUUUGUGGUGAUUUACAUGGACAGUUAGAGGACUUGCUACUAAUAUUUUACAAGAAUGGAAUGCCGUCAAUGGAGAAACCCUACGUUUUCAAUGGAGACUAUGUGGACCGAGGCAAAGACUCCAUGGAGAUUCUGCUCAUAUUGUUUGCUUUCCUGCUUGUGUAUCCUGGAAAUGUUUAUCUUAAUCGAGGAAACCAUGAAGACCACCUCAUUAAUUUGAGGUAUGGCUUCACCAAAGAAGUGCUGGGAAAAUACAAGUUGCAUGGAAAGCGUAUCCUCAAGUUGCUCCAGAAGAUCUUCAGCUGGUUGCCCUUAGUGACAGUAAUCGACCACCGGGUGCUGAUAGUCCAUGGAGGAAUCUCAGAUACCACUGAACUCGCUCUGAUAGCUCGAGUGGACAGACACAGAUAUGUGUCUGCUAUGAAGCCCCCGAAGAAGAGGACUCCAUCCCGCAAAAGUUUAUAUGCAGAUUCAGACAAUUGUAAUGAGAUGAUCAUCUGUCAGAACAGAAGGGGCUCAAUGACCUUUCCCAAAACGUUUGCUGCUCGGGACAGUUUCCAGAGACGCUCCCUUCAAGACUUUUCAAAGACUGUGGCUCGGACGGUUGAGGAGGAGUUUGAGGUCCGUCGUAGGCAAGCAGAGUUUAGCAUGUCCAGGUUCAGCCAGUCUCACGGCGUUCUGAGCACUGCUCCGUCCUGUGAGUCUGAGCCAGACUCAUCUGAGCUCAUCGACACCAGCGAUGAUGAUUGGAAACAGAUUUUGGACCUACUGUGGAGUGACCCCAUGUCCCAGGACGGUUGCGUUCCCAACGAGGUCCGUGGAGGAGGUUGUUACUGGGGUCCUGAUGUCACCGAGGACUUUCUGAACAGACACAAUCUCCAGCUCAUCAUCCGCUCACACGAGUGCAAGCUGGAUGGUUACGAGUUUUGCCACAAUCGUAAGGUCCUGACCCUUUUUUCAGCCUCUAACUACUAUGAGAUUGGCAGUAACAGGGGAGCCUUUGUCAGACUGGGUCCAGAUCUCAUGCCUUACUUUGUUCAGUAUCAGGCCACCAGUAUGAUCCGAGGACUGAACUUUCCACAAAGUGUAAAACGCACAGAGCACACUGCUCUCAAAGUCCUACGAGAGCAACUGUUUGUGCACAAGUCAGAUCUUCUCAGUGCCUUUCAAGAGCUUGAUAAGGAGAACACAGGACUGAUCUGUUUGUCCGACUGGGCCAGUGCAAUCGAGCGAGUUCUUCACCUGGAUCUGCCCUGGAAAGUUCUUCAGCCUCAGCUAGUGUCCAGCACCACUGAUGGGAUGCUGGACUACCACGGCUGGUUCCGGGAUCUCGGCAUAAAAAAUCACAGCUCUGAGCACAUUGAGCAGAGUAUGCUGGAGACACUGUAUAAACAUCGCUCCACCCUGGAGACCAUUUUCAGAAUAGUGGACACAGAUAAUUCAGGUCUCAUCUCUUUUGAGGAUUUCCGUCAGACGUUGAAACUGCUCAGUGCCUAUCUGAAAAUGGAGAUCUCUGAUGAGGUCAUCAAUGAGCUCGUCAUCAGCACGGACACAAAUAAUGACGGUAGCAUUGAUAUUGAUGAAUUCAUGGAGGCUUUUCGGCUGGUGGACAAAGGCAGACUUGAGAGAGGUGAAAGUCUAUUAAAGUUCAAGCAGGAAUAUCAGCGACUUCCUCUGGAGGAAGAAACCUCACAAAUUGCAGACUCUACUGGCCCGCAGAUUUCACAAGGUCCACCUUCACAAACUUCAGGUUCACUUGGUACACACACUGAAGAUCUCGGUGACAUUUCUGUUGUUGUUCCACCACAAUAACUGUUUUCUGUUGAAAAAAAAAAUGAACUGUUGUAAACUGUAGUCUUCCUCUUGGUAUUUCACCUUCUGGAUGAACCUGUAUCUGCUUUUUUAGACUUUGAAUCUUCUUCUCUAAACCAAAUACACUGUAAAAAUGAAUAUGCUUCAUCUAAUCAAUAGAAUUAUGGCAACAGAUUACA
Molecule: messenger RNA, 3003 nt
Organism: Pimephales promelas (fathead minnow)
Lineage: Eukaryota; Metazoa; Chordata; Actinopteri; Cypriniformes; Leuciscidae
Source: RefSeq, a predicted model, not a curated record